AUGCAGAAUGACUGUUGUGUUCCUUCCCUUAUAACUUCAAUAUCCCUUACAUCACUCAUCGCACCUGCACUGCUAUUCAAGAAUAUCAUGCCUCUGGCUUUGAACUCCGUCCGGACAACAAGCCAUGUCUCGGUCUUGCGCAACGCACCUCCUCUCUUCAUAGGGGCAUCACGACUGCAUCGAACAACUCUUUUCCAGCAGAGCUUACGGGUCUUCCCAAAAUUUAUCCAAAAAGCAGUGUCGAAAGCGAUGACCCCAGUUGUAGCGCCAAUAGCGGUGCCUCCGGUAUUCGUAUCUAAACUGAUUAACGCCGAAACACGACAACGGCACCGCAUCAAGCGAAUGGCUGCCCAGCGAAUAUACCAGCAAAACGCAAGAAGACCGGCUGCAAAAAUCUACAAUGCCGGUCCGUUCUUGUAUUACGGCCAUACCGGCAGUAACUACUAUGACUAUGAUUCCGGCAAGAGCAAUAGUAACCCAUUUUCACGGAUUCUGCGCGCGUGUAUCCAAGGAUUUUGGUUAGCAUUUUGGUUAGGGGUUUUUGAUUCUUUCUCUGAUGUUAUUCAUGGCAGGGAAAAUGAUGAGUCGAGGGGUGAGGUUGGGAGGUUGAGGAAGGAGAAUAGCGAGUUGAAGGGGCAAAGUGAGGAGGAGUUUGAGGAUGAAGAGUUUGAUCGGCUUAUAAAUGUUUGA
This is a messenger RNA of Bipolaris victoriae FI3, 690 nucleotides long. RefSeq lists its product as hypothetical. Lineage: Eukaryota; Fungi; Ascomycota; Dothideomycetes; Pleosporales; Pleosporaceae. The transcript is spliced from 4 exons. Bases 1 to 690 code for a protein of 229 amino acids. The record is from RefSeq and is a predicted model, not a curated record.